CUUGCACACAACAAAGCAAAGGCCAUGUUGAAUGGGUACGUAUGUUCUAAACAGACUUGCUCAGGAAUUAAAAGUACUAUCAGGUGCCAUAGAUGAAGAAUCUUACAAAGUCUACAAUUAUUUUGGGCAAACGACCGCAAUCGAACCAAACACCAAGUCUUGAGGAUAAUGACAACAGUAAUUCAACUAAAAGUAAGAAUUCUUAAUUUAUGUAAGUUAUAAUCUAUACUAUCAAGUAUUAAGUUAUUCACCAGUCUUUGUGCUCCAUAUUUAAUUGUAAUUGUUUACUCACUAUAUAGUUGCUCCUGGAAUUUAUACAUUUGGGAAUUGUGUCCGAAGUAUUUUUAACUCAAGUGACAUAGAACACCAUGAUGUCACGAUUGUUCCGCUUGGUGGUCAGAACCGACGUGCCCCUAUUGAUGAAGGGUUAGAUGUAAAUACAAGUGAUCCCAAUCCUCAACCGGAUGGACUUGCUGAUAAUGCAACCUCUUCAAAUGAAGGUUACGUCGACCUUGGUGAUGGUAUACAUGAAUGUCAAUAUUGUGGUGCCCUUUUCUGGCAUGAAGAGAGAGUCAAAAGAUCCUCUGUGAAACAAAGGCCAAAAUUCACACUGUGUUGCAAUCAGGGGAAUGUUGUGCUCCCCAAAAUGCAACAACCACCAAAGCUUUUAGAAGAUUUGAUAUUUGCAAGGAUAAGCGGAGUAAACAUUUCCUUGAAAAUGUGAGAUCAUAUAAUUCAAUGUUCUCAUUCACGUCCAUGGGUGGAAAAGUUGAUCGUGAGAUAAAUCAAGGGAGAAAUCCUCCUAUAUUCUGAUUGAGUGGUCAAAAUUAUCACAGAAUUGGAAGCCUACUUCCAAAUGACGGGACAAGACCAAAGUUCUUACAGAUGUACUUAUCAGAUCCAUCUGAAGAAAUUUCACAGCGAAUAUCAACCGUGAGGAAAGAAAAUGACACAACAUUGGAUGAUACACUGGUACAUGAUUUGAGAGAUAUGCUCGAUACACACAAUGUUCAUGCGAAGUCUUUCCGGAUGGCAAGAGAUCGGUUUAAUGAGUCUAACUCUACAACACUGAAAAUGAGGCUCAUUGGAAAGAGGAAGACAGAAUGGCGAACAUAUAAUACUCCUACAGUUUCUGAGGUGGCAUCAUUUAUUGAGGGAGACUUCCAUGUGAACAAAGCUGAGCGAGACUUUGUCAUUCAAACAAAGUCAGGGGCUUUUCAAUUCAUGACAGAGUUAAACCCUUCAUUUUUGGGAUUGCAAUACCCCUUGCUAUUCCCGUACGGUCAGGAUGGAUACAGAGAAGAUGUUAGAUUGAGUCGUGCUAACAAUGAGACGGAGCGAGGAAGGAAGCAUGUCACCCAAAAAGAGUUCUUUUCAUAUAGGCUCCAAGAGUGGAAGAAUGAAACGUCAUAUAUAUUGCGAGCAAAAUGUUUAUUUCAACAAUUUUUGGUGGACGGAUAUACAAUGAUGGAAUCAGCUCGAUUGCAAUAUAUUCGCCAGCAUCAGAAGGAAUUAAGAAGUGACUUAUACAGUGGCUUAGCUGAUGCGGUUGGCCGGGGUGAGACUAAUGCAUCCAGGUUGGGUCAACUCAUUGUGCUACCUAAUUCUUUCACGGGGAGUGCACAUUAUAUGAUGCAUAAUUAUCAAGAUGUGAUGGCUAUAUGUCGAUGGGAAGGGUAUCCACAUUUAUUCACAUGUAAUCCUAAAUGGCCAGAGAUUAUGCGCUUCGUUAGUGACCGAGGGUUGAAUCCAGACGAUAGGCCAAACAUCCUUUGUAGGAUAUUUAAAAUGAAGGUUGACCUCCUAAUAAAAGAUUUGAAGCAAAAUAAGAUAUUUGGCGAUGUCAAAGCAGUUGUCUACACUAUCGAAUUUCAGAAGCGUGGUUUGCAUCAUGCUCAUAUAGUCUUAUGGGUUACUCAGAAAGGCAGGAGAAUAUCACCCUUAGAGAUUGACGAGAUUAUAUCAGCGGAGAUACCUGAUGAGGAUUCUGACCCGGACUAUUACAACGCAGUCAAAGAACUUAUGAUGCAUGGACCUUAUGGUGCAACAAACAAGUCAUCGCCAUGCAUGGAGAAUAAUGUUUGCACAAAACACUUUCCGAAACGUUUUGUUGAGAAAACAACCAUUGAUGGGCAUGGUUAUCCAGUUUAUAGACGACGUAAUGAUGGGAGAAUUGUUACAAAAAAUGGGGUAGAUCUCAACAAUAGACAUGUGGUCGCGCAUAAUCGUACAUUGCUGCUCAAAUAUGGUGCACACAUAAAUGUUGAGUGGUGUAAUCAAACAAGGUCAGUCAAGUAUCUUUUCAAGUACAUAAAUAAGGGUGACGACCGUAUCACAGUUGAAUUUUUUGAAGCAGUGGAUGGCACCAAACAACAACAAGUUGAUGAGAUUAAAAUGUACUACGAUUGUCGCUACAUCUCAGCAUGUGAGGCUGCAUGGAGAAUAUUUGGAUAUCCUAUCCAUUAUCGAGAUGUGUCGGUGGAACGUCUUAGUUUUCAUUUGCCAGACGAGCAACCAGUAUACUACCAUCCGAAUGAAUCGAUGGAAUCUGUUCUUGGAAAAAGCACAGUUCGGGACACAAAAUUCUUGGCUUGGAUGAAGGCAAAUGAAAAAUAUCCAGAGGCACGAGAAUUCACAUACGUUGAAUUUCCAACCAAGUUUACUUGGAAACAAUCAACCAAGGAGUGGAUGCCAAGAAAAAAGGAUUCUCAAUUGGUCAUGUGUUUUUUGUAUGUCCUGGGGCAGGGGAAAAGUUUUAUUUGAGGACACUACUGAAUGUUGUUAAAGGUGCUACAUCCUUUGAAGAGCUGCGCACUUAUAAUAGGACAUUAUUUCCCAGUUUUAGGGAUGCUUGCUAUGCACGUGGAUUGCUAAAAGAUGAUAAGGAAUACAUUGAUGGGAUCACUGAGGCAAGUCAUUGGGCAUCAACAUAUGCACUGCGUAAUUUGUUUGUUACUCGUCUUUUGUCGGAUGUGUUGUCAAAGCCACAAUUAGUAUGGGAGAACUGCUGGCAAUACUUGUAAUACUUGAAAUUUAAUAUAAACGGAUUAAUAGUACUACUUAUACCAACAGAGGUGCAUCUCCUUUUAAGGGAGCUCAUCAGCCAAGAACUCCAAAGUUACGCGUGCUUGCGCAGGGAGUAGUCUUGGGAUGGGUGGCCCCCCUGAGAAGUUUCUCAUGGCGCCCACGAGUGAGGACAAAGUGGGCGGUAAAGGCUCGUGGUGGUUUGUGAGGACAGUACUAGAGGUCAGAAAUAACUGCCUCGGGCCCUGCGGGGCCGGGGUGUUACAAUACUUUUUAGAGGACAUAUUGUACAACAAUUGAAGGGACCUCAAUGACCCUGAGUACCAAUUGAGCACAGAUGAGGUGAGAAAGUAUUGCUUCGUGGAGAUUGAGAAGCUGUUGAGGAAAAUGUGCAGAUCACUACGAGAUUUUGUGGGAAUGUCAAUGCCACCUGAAUCCGAUAUUCCCUCCAUUGAAGACACCAUGAUUCAUGAAGAGUUAAAGUAUGACAAAUCUGUUAUGGCCGAGUCACAUGCAAAAUUAUUGACAAACAUGAAUGAAGAGCAAUGAUGUGUCUACGAUAAAAUCAUGGAAUCUGUUGACGGGACGAGUGGAGGGUUCUUCUUUUUGUAUGGUCACGGUGGCACUGGAAAAACAUAUGUAUGGAAGACUUUAUCAGCAGCAAUAAGAUCACGAGGUCAAAUAGUGUUGAACGUUGCAUCGAGUGGGAUUGCAUCACUUCUUCUUCCUGGAGGACAUACUGUGCACUCAAGGUUUGCUAUUCCACUCAAUGCUACUGAAGACUCAACAUGCAAUAUAAAGCGUGGUAGUCCAUUGGCUAAAUUGAUUCAAAUGGCCAAGUUGACUGUUUAGGAUGAGGCCCCUAUAAUACAUAUGUAUGAUUUGGCCACAAUGAAUUUAAUUAUUAUUUAUUCUAUUAAAUUACAAUACAAUUUUAUUAAAAUAAAAAAUAGUAGUAAUAUUUAUAUUACUCUACAUAAUAACAUUAAUUUGGUUAUAAAAUUGUUUGUUAUCAUCAUCAAC
Cuscuta europaea is the source of this 4047-nucleotide messenger RNA. The record is from the annotation of a GenBank genome assembly. Lineage: Eukaryota; Viridiplantae; Streptophyta; Magnoliopsida; Solanales; Convolvulaceae.